GGAGCCGGGAGCGGGCGGGUGGUAACCGUGUCCUUGCCAGCUUUGGGCUCUUUCUCCGGGGCACAGAUGGAGUGCUUCGGCUAUUCCCGGUAGGUUCCGGAGCCAAGAGUCUCCUCCCCCGCGUUUCUGCUCCCCGCCCCUUCAUCUCUUCGGCAAGCUCCGCCGCGGGUUCGGCUAUCUCCGCCCGCCUUUCGGAUAAGGCCGUUAAGUUCCGCCGCCACUUCGGCAGCUUCCGCCGGUUCGGUCGGAAAUGGCCGAAGACGUGAGAGAUCCAGCGGUUUAGGAGGAGAAGACCGGCCGGCUUCUCGGAACAAACCAACUGUGUCCGGACCGGGGGGGGGAGCAGGGAACGGCGGACGGCGGGGGAGGACAAGGCAGCGGCUAUGGCUCCCCCCCCAGCCACAGGCGGAGAGCAGCGCAGCGGGCGCCGGGACCGCGGCUCCGCCAGGAGGGUGAAGUGAGGGCUCCAAGAGGCUCCAGACAAAUGAGUGGAGACUUGAGUACAGAAGAGGGACAGAUUCCAGUUUUCCAGCUGAUCACCUUGUACAGAGAAGAACCCUGGAGAUCAGCGCUGGGAGAAAGAAGAAAAGCAGUGAAGGAGUCUGUGUGAUGCUGGACAGGUCUGAGCCAAGGAACAGAAGUGCUGGUGAAGAAAAGACUUGGCAAUAGAAACCGUCUAUUCAAGACCGGACAGACAAAGCACAGGAGCCGCUAACGCACUCCCUGCCAUCCUUUGCUGUUCAUCAGGAGGGACUGAGGACUGGCAGAGCAUCAGCCGCGCUGCAGCGAUGAGCGAGACUGACAUUUGUACGAGUCUCUUCUGGCUCCUUCUCCACGACGGCUGCUGCCUCUGCAUAUUCAUCGGAUGGUAAUGCAGGAUGUUGAGAGCAGCGGUAGAGUUUGGCUUCAUCCCGUUGUGUUUUUCUUCUGCCGGUUGAGACUCUGAAUCACCAUGACAACGCUGUGACACUUCCAGCAACGCUUGCCCGCAGACCAGGGUUGGGCUGGAGGUGGGUGAGGAGGUCAAUGAUUGAGUCUAACGGGAUCAAAAGUUGCGCCUGCAGCAAAACGACUGUGGAAAAGCCAUCAGCACAAGAAGAAGAUGAAAUUCCCCUUCUAUUGGCUUCUUGUUAAGCAGGCACAAUAAUAGUUUUUUUUGAGAGACUCGCUAUAAAAACUCUUUUGGUUAUGGCUACUGAUCCAACGUGAUUGGGUGCGCAGCGACUUUGGAACUCAUGACUGGAUAUACGAUGUUGCGGAAUGGGGGAGUGGGGAACGGAGGCCAGCCGUGGGUGUUGAGGUGGUCCAGUCGGAUCCGGCUCACCUGGCUUAGUUUCACCCUCUUCAUCAUCCUCGUCUUCUUUCCCCUCAUCGCCCACUACUACCUAACGACCAUCGAUGACGCGGACGAUGCCGGCAAGCGCAUCUUUGGCCCUCGGACCGGCAACGAGCUGUGCGAGGUGAAGCACGUGCAGGACCUGUGCCGCAUCCGCGAGUCGGUCAGCGAGGAGCUGCUGCAGCUGGAGGCCAAGCGGCAGGAGCUCAACAGCGAGAUCGCCAAGCUCAACCUGAAGAUCGAGGCCUGCAAGAAGAGCAUCGAAAAUGCCAAGCAGGAUCUGCUGCAGCUGAAGAACGUCAUCAGCCAGACCGAGCAUUCCUACAAAGAGCUGAUGGCUCAGAACCAGCCCAAGCUCUCCUUGCCCAUCCGGCUGCUGCCAGACAAAGACGAUGUCACCUUCCCCCUGCCAAAAUCCAAUCGGAACUGCAGGCUACACAACUGCUUUGACUACUCACGCUGCCCGUUGACAUCGGGCUUUCCAGUCUAUGUCUACAACAGUGACGAUUACCCUUUUGGUAGUUCCUUAGACCCUUUAAUUAAACAAGCCUUCGAGGCGACUGUCAGAACUAAUGUUUAUGUUACUGAAAAUGCAAAUAUUGCUUGUGUGUAUAUAAUUUUAGUGGGGGAAAUGCAAGAGCCCGUAAUGCCAAAACCUACUGAACUAGAGCAACAGUUGCACUCUUUGCCGUAUUGGAGGACUGAUGGACAUAACCAUCUCAUCAUCAAUUUGUCAAGGAAAUCGGAAACUCAGAACUUCAUUUACAACAUCAGCACGGGGCGCGCCAUGAUCGCCCAGUCCACCUUUUACGAUGUGCAGUAUCGACCGGGGUUCGAUAUCGUGGUAUCACCUCUGGUCCACGCUAUGUCUGAACCCAAUUUCCUAGAAAUCCCGCCCCAGGUGCCGGUCAAGCGUAAAUAUCUCUUUAGUUUCCAGGGGGAGAAGAUCGAGUCUCUCAGAUCGAGCUUGCAAGAGGUUCGCUCUUUCGAAGAGGAGAUAGAAGGCAACGCCCCAGCCGACUACGACGAUCGGAUCAUCACCACCUUGAAGGCCGUUCAGGACAGCAAGCUGGACUUUGUUUUGGUGGAGUUCACCUGUAAGAACCAGCCUAAGGCGAGUCUGCCCACUGAGUGGGCUCUGUGUGGAGAAAGGGAUGACAGACUAGAGCUACUGAAGCUAUCUACUUUUGCACUGAUAAUCACCCCAGGAGACACCCAUUUGGUGAUCUCCGCCGGGUGUGCCAUGAGACUGUUUGAGGCUCUGGAAGUCGGAGCCAUCCCGGUAGUUCUCGGAGAGCAAGUUCAACUACCCUACCACGAUGUGAUCCGGUGGAACGAGGCAGCCUUAAUCAUACCAAAGCCACGUAUCACAGAAGUGCACUUUCUUCUGAGAAGCAUUUCUGACAACGAUCUCCUUGCCAUGAGGAGGCAAGGCCGCUUCUUGUGGGAGACCUACUUCUCCACCUCUGACAACGUGUUCAGCACAGUCUUAGCUAUCAUAAGGACUCGAAUCCAAAUCCCGGCUGCUCCCAUCCGGGAAGAAACGGCUGUGGAGAUUCCCCACCGGUCUGGCAAAGCUGCUGGUACAGACCCCAAUAUGGCAGACAACGGUGACCUGGACCUGGGGCCUGUGGAAACAGAACCACCCUAUGCAUCUCCCAAAUAUCUCCGCAAUUUCACCCUCACGGCAAUGGACAUCUACAGGAAUUGGAAUUCUGCUCCGGGGCCUUUCCACCUCUUCCCCUACACUCCCUUUGACCCUGUUUUACCAUCAGAAGCGAAAUUUUUGGGGUCUGGGACUGGAUUUCGACCAAUUGGUGGAGGAGCAGGCGGCUCUGGGAAGGAGUUCCAGGCCGCUUUGGGUGGCAACGUCCCCCGCGAGCAGUUCACAGUAGUGAUGUUGACUUACGAGCGGGAGGAAGUGUUGAUGAACUCCCUAGAAAGGCUCAAUGGUCUCCCGUACUUAAAUAAGGUUGUGGUAGUGUGGAACUCUCCCAAGCUGCCCUCUGAGGAUCUCUUGUGGCCCGACAUUGGCGUCCCAAUCAUGGUUGUUCGCACAGAGAAAAACAGCCUGAACAACCGGUUCCUGCCAUGGGAUGAGAUCGAGACGGAGGCCAUCCUGUCCAUCGAUGACGACGCUCACCUGCGCCACGACGAGAUCAUGUUUGGGUUCCGUGUCUGGAGGGAGGCGAGGGACCGCAUCGUCGGCUUCCCGGGCCGCUACCACGCCUGGGACGUCCCCCACCAGUCCUGGCUCUACAACUCCAACUACUCCUGCGAGCUCUCGAUGGUGCUCACUGGUGCUGCCUUCUUCCAUAAGUACUACGCCUACCUGUACUCCUACGUGAUGCCACAAGCCAUCCGUGACAUGGUGGAUGAAUACAUCAACUGCGAGGACAUCGCCAUGAACUUCCUGGUCUCUCACCUGACCAGAAAACCUCCCAUAAAGGUCACCUCCCGCUGGACUUUCCGCUGCCCUGGGUGCCCCCAGGCGCUUUCGCACGACGACUCUCACUUCCACGAGCGGCACAAGUGCAUCAACUUCUUCGUGAAGGUGUACGGGUACAUGCCCCUGCUGUACACCCAGUUCCGCGUGGACUCGGUCCUCUUCAAGACCCGCCUGCCCCACGACAAGACAAAAUGCUUCAAGUUCAUCUAGAAGCGGGAGGCAGCCGGCCCCCCGGGCUCUCCCGGAGGCGGGUGAGGGCGCAGGUGGAUUUUUGGCAGGGCUGAGAGUGCGAAUCACCUUGUGCUACAGACUCCGGCCUCCCCCACGGAGCAAAAGGGACGCCCUGCGUUGGGACGGGCGCGUUUCCCCCGCUCUUCCCCAGCGACGCGGAUCAGGAUCUCACGGCUCCCGUAAAGACGCUCCCUGGGAUCGUACACUGAGGAAUGGCGCGUCGGCUGGCGGCUCUGCCCCUCCGCUAGCCAAGAGCGACCAUUCUUUUUAAUUAUAAUUAUUGUUAUUUAAAAUGAAAGUGGUUUAGAUUUGCCGCGUGAGGCUUUUUUUCUUUUUCCCCCUUUUUUUCCCCUCUACCCGCCCACUUUUCCCUCCGGUUCUGUCUGCGCACUCGGGGGGACCGGAGCGAGGCCGGGUCAGAGCUGUUUGACACAGUGAGGUUAUUCCCAGCUCCGGUCACCUCUGAUGUCCCCGUCCUUCCUCCCACACACCAGGUCCCGGCUCAUCUUGCCCUGUGGCUACUACUGAGGACUUCCAGGUGUUGUCUGCUGACGAGCUCUCUGUUCUGCUCCCUCACUCACAGGGGGAUGAGCAGGGGAGGAUUUGACCUCGGAGGGUCAUUCCCCACUCCCAGCCUCACUCCGGUCCCUGGGGAGUUUGGCCACUGCCGCCUCGUUCUCCGUGUCCUUUUCACCCCGCACGGCCCGCGGCAGGUGCUGCUAAACCUCCAAAGAUGGGACCGUGUUGGGGGCUUGGGAAUGACCCAUCGCAGCACAGACGGGGCCGGCGAUGCCUCGACCCGCAGUUUUCUACAGCCAAAGGCGGCUGUGGGGCCUCCUGGCCUUUUCACAAAGUGCUUUGGGGCUUUUCCUCCUCGUUCACCAGCCCCGCAGAUCGGCUCCAGCAGCACCCGGAGAUGGGCUACGGGAAAGCUGAUAAAAUAAACCAGUUUGCCAAGAGCAUCCGAGCGUGGCCGCGGUUGCUGAGAGCAACUCUGUGCAGGGCCCUCUCUGGAGGUGGGAGUCGGGGUGUCGGCGCUUCCUGGAGGUCACUUUGCAGGGUGGAGGAAGGAGAAGACACCGACUGUCAAUCCGAAGCGAAGCGCCAGCCCAGCCUGUGUGUCCCUUGUCCCUCCACGUCGGGUUUGCCCCUCGGGCCUCAGCACCGCUGCCUUAAACCCCGUCCCCUCCACACCCGUGUCCCGGCUUUGGGCUGAGGGUAAAUCCCACCGAGAAACGCUGCUGGGAUCAUGACAUGGGGCUGUUUUCAGAGCUGGUUUCUCACCCAUCAAAGCGAAACACCGUAGUGUCCGUGUCUGCGCUCAACUCUGCUCCGUUCUGCUUCGAUCCCAUCCCGUAGCAGGAGGGGAGGACACAGGUCGCCCUCUCCGUGUCCUGCUCUCCCCCAGGUGUUCAGGGGCAGCCUGGAGAAGCUCUUGCUGGGUAGACGAGAAGAUGAAGCUUGUGUGGUUCACCUCCACGUCCCUGGUUGUCCUGCCCGACCCGCAGCAGCAGGUUGCAGCUCAGCACCCCGGCGCAGCAGCCGAUGUCACCACCUGGUUGUGUCACCUCCGUGUCCCAGGAGGAGCCAGGACGGGCCGUUGGCAGCUCCAGGGUCAGCCAUGCCUGCACAGCACCGUUUGGGGUGUUAAGUGGCCCCUCCAGCCACGUUUCAGCCAUUUUUUGUGUCAGCCCCACGGGCCGGGGCACCAACCACAGCCAAAUACGUAUCACGGUAUCGUGUCCUCUCUGUAUGGUUUUUCCUUUCCACUCUCUUUUUGUUCUGACAUCAGCUGCUCGAUAUGGAGCAUGUGAAGUCUCAUUGUCUUGGAAAAUGCGAUCGGAGACUCCUGCGAGGCUCCGAAACACCUGCGAGGGCGUUUUCUGCCCCUGCUCGGGGUGGAAACGUGGCUCUUGGCAGCAGCCACAGUGGCCUCAGCGUCCAUGAGGGUCUGACCCUCCCGUCGUGGGUUUUAGUUGUCCCCUCGUUACUGGUGGCUCGUUAGCAGCAACGGUCGCUCAGACAGGUCCCUGGUGUGGACCAAGGGGUCCAGCCCCUGCGAGUCCAACGGGAGCAGCUCUGGAUUGCACUUUAUAUAAAUAGAGAGAUGAGACGCUUCUCAGCAACCUGUUUUCAAAAAUCCCUUAAGGGAAAUGUUAUUAUUCUGGAGAGCGAUUUUAACACAGGGAGCUUGGAAAAUAGGGAUGUGACGUGAAAUACUUGUGCUGCCGUUUGCCAAGCCCCUUGGCUGCGGUCGGAGCUGGUGGCCAGCCCAAGGGUGGGUUUUUCUCCCUUUCUCUUGACAUGUUUCAGUUCCAGGCCGGCAGAGAUUAAAAAAUCCACAUUUUUCUUCCUCCCAGGCUCUUAUCAUGCUCAACUCUUGCCCAAAGUGGUGCGCUGGUUUUAUUUUUGGAGGAUCCUCGGUGCCGCGACAGCCCAGGGUCAGGCUGGAGGCGUCAUGGCCGCGCGAUGGGAUCGCUGUGUGCACCGAUUCAUCCUUGCCGAGACCCCCCGAAGGAGGAGGACUUGGGGGCAAAGGGGUAAACAGGGUCCAGGUGGCUGCUCGGGGGGGACAGAAAACAAAUGCCAAGAGCAUCUCCAUCCCCACCCGCGGGGCUGGCGCUGUCCCUCCGGCACCUCUGCUGCUGUGGCUUUUCCUCAAAUCCUCCCAAAUAGCCCCCAGAACCCCUCCAGAGUCCAGACUCGUGAUUCACACCCUGACUUUCUGCUCCUGAGCCAUCCCACGAUCCGACUGUCCCCGGCUUUCCGAGGGGAGGUGUUUCUGGACACCCUCCCACGCCACCUGUUGCUCUCCUGUGGUUUUCAGGGGGUCCCAGGGUAACCCCGAAGCUCAGGUGAGGUUCCACGAUUGGUCCCGGCCCCGGCGCGGUCCCAGCUGCCCCAAAGAGACGUGAAGGUCUCUCUGUGGCUGCCCCUUUUUUGGGAAAAGCUUUUUCCCCGUUGCCUGUUCCUGCUGCUCCAGCCAGGGGUGCAGUUUGCUGUAAAUAAAAUGAUCAGCGGUGACGGAGCCCCCGUGCGCGGUUCGUGCCGCACGGCACAGCCCCCGCGCCGCGGUUGUGCCGACGGCUCCGUGAACACCAGGUUUAAAAGGAAAAAAUGCAAGAGAAAAGAAACACUCCUUCAACACGAGCACAAUGUUGAGAUUUUUGUAAAAGGAUCCAAUAAAUGGAGAGUUUAACUUGA
Messenger RNA from Columba livia (rock pigeon), 7220 nucleotides. It is a transcript of the gene EXTL3, whose product is annotated as exostosin like glycosyltransferase 3. The record is from RefSeq and is a predicted model, not a curated record. NCBI's taxonomy places the organism in Eukaryota, Metazoa, Chordata, Aves, Columbiformes, Columbidae. The transcript is spliced from 9 exons. Bases 1236 to 3995 code for a protein of 919 amino acids. Gene Ontology annotation, cellular component: membrane. Gene Ontology annotation, molecular function: glycosyltransferase activity.